AUGAUGUGUCCAGUACAAAAACUGUAUUGAAUAUAGCACAACUUCAAUCCCAGACGGGGUGAGUAACGGACGAAAAUUACAAAAAGUAGAGUGCUUACCAAGGCUGACGAGAGUGUGCUUGCCAGCCUGUUACAGGCGUUCAGAGAAUAGAGCGUGGCGGUGAGUGGGGAGCGAGUUAAAUUGUAUACCUGGAAAACGAGGGAGGGGGGGGAGGGGAGGAAGGGACGAGGGAGGACUACAGCUAGUUUUUUUUCUUAUUUGCGAAUAUUUCUUCCGCGCUUUACUGUCUGAACGCCUGGAACAGGCUACCAACUAACGUGAACUAUGUACGGAGAUUUAUGGUUGGAAACUAUUACAAAGAUAUCGCACGCAUUUCAUUAUCCACACAUCAGACACAUUUAAAGCUAAUACAAUUUCAUUGGAAAGUAAAAGGACUGAAAGCCAAGUCAGCAAGCUGACGCUGGGAUGACCCGAACUGGCCCGGGUGGAAACCAAACUGCUCCACUUUAUUAUUAAAUCGAGCAAUCAUACGAUAGAGCGAGACUAGCCUGCGGGUAGAUUCGACAUUAGCGAGGAAUAGUGCCGCCGAAGUGUUUCCCGAAUUCGCACAAGUGAGCCUGCUCGCAGGUUUACUAAGUUAGGUCUAACUAGGAAGUGAGGCUGUGGUUAUUUUUCUUGGCUCUUAAUAAAACUUUAUUUAUAUUUAACUGAUACUGUGGUUCAGCAAACAUGCGGUUGCCAUAUUUGUCCCACGAGUGCUUUUCUCAAGACAAAAGAAAUGCGGAGUAUUUUAAUCCGAUUCAGGCAUGCGUGACCUUCAGUCAAUUGUGGUAUUAGCUUUAUUCCAAAACAUCGUAUUAAGAGAAUGAAUUUUAAUUAGUUGGUAGCUUAGCACGGACAUUCGCUCAACAUCGUAAACAGGAGCGUCAUAAAUUGAGCAAAUGAUAUGAACAAACACUAGGAACCUGUAUGGUAUACGCUAUAACCUUUCAGAUUACAUCAACAGGAUGUACCUCUUCUAUGAUGACUAUGAUUUAUGAACUCAGUGAUUGCUUACUACGUUGUCAGGUUUCAUAAUGAAGUGAUUUCAAGCUGACAGUAUGCCAUACAGAGAAUGCUUUCAACGUUCAACUCUUCCAAAACUGAUUGACGAUCACCGUUCUUCUGGAAAACACAAAGACUGGAGCCAGGCAUCGUCACAAGUUAAUGCAAGAGAAAGGCUUCGGUUUCAAAGUUAUGCAGACAAACUCUCAGGCGGGAUUCAAUAUUGGCAUAAACAUAAACAGAAGUCGAUUAAGCCAAGAGCGUGGAAUUCUACAAGGAGUAACAAAAGCCAGCCUCCAGGCUUGUCUCAAAAUUCAAAGUGCGCUAAAUGCGGUGGAUUGCUCUCCGAACAAAUCAGUGUUCGACCUCAAGUUAAGGAGCGUCGCUCGUGCGGUUUUGGAAAGGAAUACUGCGAUGUCAUAGGUCCGUGUGCCGAUUGCUGCUUAGCAGAGCAACGGAAUGCCAUAGCUGACAAACAGACGGUUGAGUUCCCAGGUUUGGAGGUUACACCACGAAGACUAGUUGCACCAGCUUUAGUGCAGGUUAUGAUGGCAAACAAAGGCGAUAACGUGUCUGAACUCGAGCACAGUCAUCAAAGCAAAAGUAGUGUGUUAGAGCUUCCACCGAUUUCCUUUGAUACGGUUAGAUAUAUGAGGAGAGAGGCAGGAAGCAGCAAACACAAAAGAAAGAGCUUUAUGGAGGACCAUCAAAAACAGACUUUAAAAAAAUACAUCGAAAUUCGUUUACCAAAAAUUUAAGGCCUUAUGAAUGUGAAAUGUAAUGAAAUACGAAGGACAAAAUGAGUAAAGACCGAGUUAAGGACGAACUGGUGAAAAUAUUCAAGACUUCGCUGACUUCAGAGGUAGUGCAUGGUUUUAUUACUACAGUUCUGUUUCGUGUGGCCAAAAGAUGACCGCACUCA
This is a messenger RNA of Porites evermanni, 1966 nucleotides long. The record is from the annotation of a GenBank genome assembly. NCBI's taxonomy places the organism in Eukaryota, Metazoa, Cnidaria, Anthozoa, Scleractinia, Poritidae.